AUGUCGUUCGGCAAAUCUCGUACAGUUACUCUUUGUUCCUUGGCGAAUUUCAUCAAUGCUGCUGAUCGAGCAAUCAUGCCCAUUGCCAUUAUCCCAAUGGCGAAGGAAUUCAGUUGGAAUUUACGAUUACAAGGUUAUAUUCUAUCAUCGUUUCCGAUCGGAUACUUAACAAGUCAAAUAUUUGCUCAUAUGUUCGUACGGCGUUUUGGCACAAAGAGUGUUCUUACCUUCGCGGUGUUUACAUGGUCAUUAGUCACCUUUGCAACACCGUUUUUGGCACCUUUGCCAUUCCUAUUGAUAUGUUCGAGAAUUGCGCUCGGCUUUGGUGAAGGUUUAGCAUUACCAACAAUAUUUCAUAUAUUCAGUAAUUAUGUACCAAUGGAAGAACGAUCGAGAUCGUUUAGUUAUUUAAUUGCCUUAGGAUCAGUUGGACAAACGUUUGCAGCUGUGGUGUGUCCGCACAUGGCAUGGCGUACAGUUUUCUUUAUUUUCGGUUUAAUGGGUUUUUUGUGGUCAUUUAUGUGGAUUGUAACUUAUCGUGAUUUUAACAUUUCUAUGGGAAAUGCAGGAGAUGAAGAAGCUUUCAUUCAUCCAUCAUCUAAAGUAGGAAAUAAAAACUAUCGAUGGAUCGAAUUUAUGUCGCAAUGGCCACUAUGGGCCAUUUAUAUAGCGCAUUUUGCUAUGAAUUGGUCGUCGUACAUUGUUAUGGUAUGGUUACCAUCGUACCUAACAACAACAUUUGAUGCUGAUCCAACGAAUUUAUCAUUUACAGCAUUUCCAUAUGUUAUGAAUUGUUUGUCUGGUGUUGCCGCAGGCCAUUUUGCAGAUUCGCUCAUUCAAAAUCGAUGGACUGUCUUGUCCGUUCGUCGAUUGAUGACCGCUAUUGGUCUACUCGGCCCUGGCCUCUUCAUGCUUCUCUUCAUAUCAGUAGACAAUCUUCUUCUAGCUGUUGUUUUCAUAUCAAUCAGUAUGGGCCUAAGCGCAUGUAAUUCUGCCGGUCACUUAUCAAAUCAUGCUGAUAUAGCGCCUAAUCAUGCUGGCAUAACGUUUGCUAUAUCGAAUACACUCGCCACGAUUCCUGGCAUCUUAGCUGGCCCUGUAACAGCUGAACUAGUACAAGCGAGUCAUGGUCGUUGGUUUCCAGUAUUUAUUCUUGCAAGUGGUGUUAAUUUUGUUGGCGCGAUUAUCUAUCAAAGUCAAAGCGCAUCGACACAAAUACUGUGA
Molecule: messenger RNA, 1224 nt
Organism: Adineta ricciae
Lineage: Eukaryota; Metazoa; Rotifera; Eurotatoria; Adinetida; Adinetidae
Source: the annotation of a GenBank genome assembly